UCAGAACUCACUCCUGCAUGCAAAUCGUAGCAAAAAAUAAAAUAUUUAGUGGCGAGUUCUCAUUUCCCCCAUUGCCAGGCGGAAGAGGAGGUGAUCGGCAAUGUCAGAGGGCGGCAGGAAGCAGAAGACGGCGUGCGUGACCGGAGGUAACGGGUACAUCGCCUCGGUGCUCAUCAAGAUGCUGCUCGAGAAUGGCUACGCCGUGAAGACGACGGUCAGGAACCCCGAUGACAUGGCCAAGAAUUCCCACCUCAAGGACAUGCAGGCGGUCGGCCCCCUGACAGUCCUCCGCGCCGACCUGCUAGAAGAAGGCAGCUUCGACGAGGCCGUCGCCGGCUGCGACUACGCCUUCCUCAUCGCCGCUCCGGUGAACCUCCAUUCGAAGAAUCCUGAGAAAGAACUGAUCGAGCCUGCUGUCCGAGGAAUCCUGAACGUCAUGAGGUCGUGUGCCAAGGCAGGGACAGUGAAGCGCGUGAUUCUGACCUCGUCGGCGGCUGCAGUCGCCGGCAGGCCGUUGCAAGGCGGCGGCCACGUUCUGGACGAGGAGUCCUGGACCGACGUCGAGUACCUCACUGCCAAAAAGUCCAGUCACUGGGGGUACGGGGUCUCCAAGGUGCUCGCGGAGAAGGAGGCGUGCAGGUUUGCGAAGGAGCACGGCAUCAACUUCGUCAGCGUCUGCCCCGUCCUCACCGUCGGCGCAGCACCUGCCACAAAGAUGGACACGAGCCUCCACGCUAGCCUCUCCUGCUUUGCAGGCGACGAAGCAGCGUUCCGGGUGCUGAGAGGAAUCGAGAUGGCCACGGGCUGCAUGCCGCUGGUUCACGCCGCUGACCUGUGCCGUGCGCAGAUGUUCGUCGCCGAGGAGGACGCGGCCGCCGGGAGGUACAUCUGCUGCAGCGUCAACACCACCAUCGUCGAGCUCGCCCAUUUCCUGGCGGACAAGUACCCGCAGUACACCGUGAAGACACAUCUGCUCUCCUCCGGGGUCCUUGAAAAGCCGAGAGUGAGCCUGUCGUCGGCGAGGCUGCUCGGCGAAGGGUUCAAGUUCAAGUACGAGACGCUGGACGAGAUCUACGACGACGUGGUGGCGCAGGGCAAGGCCCUGGGGGUUCUGCCCAACUGAUACUUUCUUUGCAUUGCAAAGCGAUCGAGAGCACCAAAUUAAAUAGCAAUGAAGUUGGGAAACAAAUAAAUUUGUUGUAUCUCUAUCCAUACGGUAGCUGAACUGUAGAGGUUCAGUCAGUUUGUGUAAAAGUGGGAUCUGUGCGUUUGUGUACUCCUGCAAUAUCUAUAUCUAUAUUUACAUAUAUAUACUUUUUUGUCUUAUUAA
Sorghum bicolor (sorghum) is the source of this 1330-nucleotide messenger RNA. RefSeq names its product anthocyanidin reductase ((2S)-flavan-3-ol-forming). Bases 101 to 1123 code for a protein of 340 amino acids. The transcript has 6 exons. Gene Ontology annotation, molecular function: oxidoreductase activity, acting on the CH-OH group of donors, NAD or NADP as acceptor. The record is from RefSeq and is a predicted model, not a curated record. Lineage: Eukaryota; Viridiplantae; Streptophyta; Magnoliopsida; Poales; Poaceae.